Triticum urartu is the source of this 494-nucleotide messenger RNA. Lineage: Eukaryota; Viridiplantae; Streptophyta; Magnoliopsida; Poales; Poaceae. The record is from RefSeq and is a predicted model, not a curated record.
AUGGCAGAGCCAAUUCCAACCUAGCUAGCUAGUCAUGGAGAUGCAUCCACCACCCAAAAUGCUUGCCUCUCUCACCAUGACCAUACUGAUGAUGAUGAUGAUGGCCACCUCCGUCGCACUUGCGUCGGAUGCAACGGCACUCGGAGGACAAGCAAGAGCGCUCCUCGUCUGGAAAGAUAGCCUCGACAACCAAAGCCAGCACACCCUGCGGUCCAGGGGAAACAUGUCGCUGCCCUGCAACUGGCGCAGCAUCAGGUGUGAUACCGGUGUGCACCCGCACCAGCAUCGACCGACGAUCAGCGGCAUCUCUCAGUGGGGGAUGCGGCUGAGAGGGACGCUAGAGUCCCUUGACUUCUCGGCCUUGAGGACCUUGACAUGCCUUGACCUCUCGUACAACUACCUCAUGGGAGCAUCCCACCCGGCAUUCAGGUCCUAGGAGAGCUCCACGCUCUCCUUCUGCAAGGCAACCAGAUAAGAGACUCAAUUCCACUAGG